AUGCUUUUCAAAAACGCUCUUUCCGUUCUUUCUGUGCUGAGUGCUUCUGCACUAGGAUUGGUUUCAGCUCAAUCAUCCACAGCCUACACUGAUACAGAGACUGGUAUCUCGUUUCAGCGAUUUAGUACCACAUCCUAUUCCGGAUUUUCCUUUUCUAUCGCAUUUCCAACUGAUCCGACGACUGAGUUCAUUGGACAAAUCGUUGGACCAAUCAAUACUGAUGGAGGCUGGUCUGGUGUAAGUUUUGGGGGUGGAAUGACAAGCAAUCUUUUGCUUGUUGCCUGGCCCAAUGGUGAAGAUAUCGUGCACUCAUUCCGUUAUGUCACUGGUUAUGAGGCACCUUCGGUAUAUGAUGGCGAUGCUACAGCCACCACAAUGUACACCAACAUCAACUCUACACAUUGGUCAUGGACUUUCCGAUGCGAGAACUGUGUCUCAUGGACCGAUGGUGGAUUUGACGUGACAGCUUCGUAUGCCAUUAUGGGAUGGGCUCAGAGUAAGACCGCAGUUAGUGAUGUAACUGAUGCAUCCUGCACUCUUCAAUACCACGACAAUGGAUUUGGACAAUACGGUAUGCUCAUCGGUUCAGCAUUGUCUGACCAGUAUUCAACUUGGAUUUCGGAUGCUGGGCUUUCUGCUGGCACUCCGUCAGGCAACUCUUCCACAUCAGCCGUACCAACAGCCACCGCAAGUGCCACUGCUACAGCAAGUAGCUCUGCUACUGCUACAUCUGCAAUCCCGGCUGCAACUGAGACUUUGGGUGAAUAUGACUACAUCGUUGUCGGAGGAGGUGCUGGUGGUCUUAUUACUGCCGAUCGUCUUUCGGAGACUGGUGCUAAGGUCCUCUUGAUUGAGAGAGGCCCGCCAUCAACAUAUGCCUCAGGUGGAACCGUUGGACCUGCUUGGCUCAACGGAGAGAACCUCACUCGCUUUGAUGUUCCCGGACUUUGCAACGAGAUCUGGGUCGAUUCUACUGGCAUUGCAUGCAACGAUAUUGAUCAGAUGGCUGGAUGUCUCCUUGGAGGUGGAACUGCUGUUAACGCAGGUCUUUUCUUCAGGCCUCAAGACCGUGAUUGGGACUACAACUUCCCCGAUGGUUGGAAGGCUACCGACAUGGUUUCUGCAACUGAUAAACUUUUCGCGAGAAUUCCUUCCACCGAUACUCCUUCCAUGGAUGGUAAGCGCUACUUGCAGGAACCAUAUGAAGUUUUGGCCGCCGCUUUGCCUCAGUCUGGAUGGGAGGCUGUUACUGCGAAUGAAAGUCCCAAUUCGAAGAACAAGACUUUCUCUCACACCCCUUUCAUGUACUCAAAUGGUGAGCGUGGUGGACCUUUGGCUACCUACCUCCAGACUUCUAUGGCUCGUGACAACUUUGAACUUGCAGUCAACACUACCGUCCGCCGCGUAGUCCGUACUGGUUCUACAAUCACUGGUGUCGAGGUCCUUGCCAGCGAUGUUGGCGGAAAGACUGGUAUCUACACCGUCACAGCCAAUACCGGAAAGGUCAUCCUCUCUGCAGGCACUUUCGGAACUGCAAAGAUCUUGAUGCGCUCUGGAAUCGGUCCCGAGGACUCCCUUGAAGCUGUUCAGGCAUCUUCCAUUGACGGUGCUUCCAUGAUUGCCAAGGAAGACUGGAUUCUCUUGCCUGUUGGAUACAAUGUCAUGGACCAUGCCAACACCGAUAUGGUUGCAAGCCACCCCAAUAUCACCGCCUACGACUUCUACGGCGCUUACGAUGAUCCGAUCGAAGCCGAUAAGGAGUUGUACCUCGACAACCGUGCUGGAAUCUUUGCCACUGCUGCCCCAGGCCCUAACACAAUGCUUUGGCAAUCGUUCGUUGCCUCCGAUGGAAUCACCAGACAGCUUCAGUGGACUGUGAGAGCUGAAGGAUCACUUGGGGAGGAAGGCGAUACCCUCAUUACCAUCAGUCAAUACCUUGGUACCGGUAUGACCUCCAGGGGAAGAAUCUCCAUCAAGGAGAAUCUCAACAUGGCAACCACUGUCAGCCCUUACCUGAACAAUGAAUAUGAUAUCGAGACUGUUAUUGCAGGUGUCAAAUCCAUCAUGAGCUCCAUCGCCAAUGUCAGUGGUAUCAGCCUUGUGCAACCCGCCGCUGGUGUUGACGCUGAGAGCUUUGUAAACAACUACAUCGAAAACCGUCGCAGCAAUCAUUGGCUCGGAAGCGCCAAGAUGGGAACUGAUGAUGGAAGGAACGGAAACGGAACUACCGGAUCAGUUGUUGAUACUGACACCAAGGUCUACGGAACUGACAACCUGUUCGUCGUUGAUGCCUCUGUCUUCCCUGGUCACGUGGCCACCAACCCCUCAGCUCCUAUCAUGAUUCUCGCCGAGAGGGCCGUUGAGAGAAUCCUUGCUUUGGGUACUAGCGCCAGCCCAUCAGCGGUAACUUCUAGUACUGUAGCUGUCCAGACUUCAACCUCUUCUAGCGCAGUAGUAGCACCUGUCUCAUCAACAAUUGCAGCGGCACCUACUUCAGCCGUUGUUGAAACCUCAUCUGCUAAGACCUCUUCUAUCGGGACUUCCUCCACUAAAGUAGUUGUUCCUACCUCUUCGGCCGCAGCAGUUGUUCCUACCACUUCGACCUCCGCCGCGGUAGUCGCUCCUACUACAUCCGCAGCCGUAGCAACAUCAGCUGCAACAAGCACGGCAGCCACCCCAACUGGUGCAGCCGCCGCCGGCCACUACUAUCAGUGUGGUGGAAAGGGCUGGACCGGUGCUACGACUUGUGUGAGCCCAUACACAUGCACAGCACAGAACGACUACUACUCCCAAUGUUUGUAA
Morchella importuna is the source of this 2802-nucleotide messenger RNA. RefSeq lists its product as uncharacterized. Gene Ontology annotation, biological process: carbohydrate metabolic process. The coding region runs from base 1 to 2802 and encodes 933 amino acids. Gene Ontology annotation, cellular component: extracellular region. NCBI's taxonomy places the organism in Eukaryota, Fungi, Ascomycota, Pezizomycetes, Pezizales, Morchellaceae. The record is from RefSeq and is a predicted model, not a curated record. Gene Ontology annotation, molecular function: flavin adenine dinucleotide binding; cellulose binding; oxidoreductase activity, acting on CH-OH group of donors. The transcript has 8 exons.